Molecule: messenger RNA, 1134 nt
Organism: Fusarium odoratissimum NRRL 54006
Lineage: Eukaryota; Fungi; Ascomycota; Sordariomycetes; Hypocreales; Nectriaceae
Product: serine/threonine protein kinase
Exons: 2
Coding region: 1-1134 (377 amino acids)
Biological process (GO): protein phosphorylation
Molecular function (GO): protein kinase activity; ATP binding
Source: RefSeq, a predicted model, not a curated record
AUGUUCAGCAGCGUAGCCCAACGAUUGUUCAGCCGACGCCCUGCCAGAAUCGGCCAAGUUGACGAACACCAUGAAGUCUAUGACUUUGCGUCCUUCCUCAUGGUUUUCAAUGACAUUUUCGUCAGAGAUAAGUACUAUCAGAGCUUUGGCAUGGUUAAUGAUCUGCCGAUCAGUAAUGAGAUCGGCCGCGGCGGCCAGUUUAUAGUUCGGCUCUUCCGGUUUCCUGAGAACAUGUCGGUCCGUACGUCAGAUGAUCCCUCAUCCAGACUCACAGCCGGGGCAGAGGUAGCUCUGAAGUGGCCCAACCUCGAAAGAGCUGGCAACUUAGAUGAGGCGGAGGUCAUCAGGUCAAUUACCACAGAACUCUCGGUAAUCUCCCAUCCUAGGAUCAGGGAACAUCCUCGCAUCUUGGACGUCUAUGGAUUCGCUUGGGACAAGCAAAUAAUAAGUUCAGGGGAGUCUAUCCUACCUGUAAUCAUGGUAGAAUAUGGGGAACAUGGGACACUGACUGAGUUCCUUGGGCGCACGCAAAAGGUUGACCUUGAUACCAAGCUGCUGCUUGCAAGCGACAUUGCUCAUGCCGUGCACGCCCUUCAUCAGAACGGGAUUGCACACUCAGACCUCAAACCAGGGAACAUUCUAGUAGUCCACCAUGAUACUGAUCUGAGGCCAGUGGCCAAGCUCAGUGAUUUUGGUCUUUCUAUUUUCCUUGACCAGCACGACUCAACAAAACCAUGGACUGCUGGGACACCUCCGUGGAUGGCCCCAGAACACAUGACACCUGUCACGACAGAGCAGCUUGUCAAGGCAGACAUUUAUGGCUGCGGUUUGAUUCUGUGGUCACUCUUGCUCGAUGGGAUACCACCCUGGAAACUCGAAGCCUUCGAAAGUGAUAGCCUCGAAGAACUAUUCAAGUCUGUUAAGAAAGACGGCAAGAUGAGUCCCGAAGAACUAUUCGAGUCUGUCAAGAAAGACAGCAAGAUGCUCAUUGACAUAGCCAUCGGAUUUAUGCGUGAUGAAGGGAUAGUCCCCGAAGCGAGACUAGAUGAGAUCAAAUACCUCUUCGAAUCGCUGCUCAUGACUCCGGCGGAAAGGUCAUUGGAUCUUCUUCUUUCUUAUCAACCAAGGUAUUAA